CCGCUCGCCAGCGAACAUGUCGAAAUUAACUGUGAAAUGUGCAAAAGCUCACAAGUUACGCAAAAAAUGCCGCAGCAAAAACGUCGCAGUCGCAGUCGCCGCAGCAGUCGCAAUCGCAGCAGCACCAGUGGAGAGAAAAAUGUGAAACGGGCAACGAGAAACGAGAAACGAGCAACGAACAGCAUCAUCAGCAGCAGAAGCAGGGAGAAGAGUGCAGCAGCGUACAGAGUAUGCCCAAAAGUGCAAGGAUGCAUCGUCGUGCCAUUGACCACCGAACCAGCAAUUCGUCUCUAACACUAAAUCCAGCAGCGCCUACAACAUAUACUAAAUCCACGUAGCCCAGGCCUCGUCGCAUCCACCCCACAUUGUCACUGUCGGACGGACAAACGGACGAACGUUGUGCCGGAAGCGCUGCACCAGCAGCACUAGAAUCAGCGGAAAUUAAAACAAAUCGAAGUCGAAAUCGAAAUAAAAAGCACUCACACAGAGAGAGGCAGACAAGAGACAACGGUAAGGAGAGAGACAGAGAGAUAGAGAGGGAGAGAGAGAGAGCAAAAAGAGUAACGGAGUGUAUUCUACGUUGCAUCAGAUUUACAACACGGCACAUUUACUACCGGUUACUGCAGCUGGCUCCGGUUCCGGCUACUGCUCUCAGCCCUCCCCCUUCCACUACCAUUACGGGUGCAUCCACCUCCUUUCGCUCCUUUUGGCUGGUGCUGAUGAUGAUGAUGAUGAUGUUGUUUGCAAUUUGUGAUUUCAUGUUUUCAUAACUCGGCCAACCGUUGGCACGGAUUAGACAAAACGUCGAGCGUCGGGCAUCAAGCGUCAGCAGCCUUCAGGACAGGCUUCCUGUACCAAAGUGCAGGAAUCUACAUCUACACGAGCAACGAAUAAAUUGAACUUGCAUUUUUAUAUCAAUUUUUAUAAGCAACCAAAUGGAACGUGUUCAGCAGCAUUCAUCCAAUGCCAUCGCCAUCGCCAUCGCCAAAGCCAUCGCCAUUUUGCCAUCUUGCAUCAUCAUCGGUUAGAUAAGAGUCGGCAAUUCAAAGCUCAGUUGCCACACGACCACGACCAACCCGCCCCCCACCCCUCCCCCAGCCAAGGAGAAGGGCCAACGAAAAGGAAAACAAUUCCCCCAUCGGAUACCCACUAAUAAAUGCAGUGGAAGAAGAAGUUUACUCGAUUGAAAGCAGCUACUGGAAAUUCGCGUGUGCGAAGAAUGCUUUGUUGUGGACGUAGAAAGGAGAAUGGAAGAUCAGUUCCUGAUGUUACCGCCAGCCCGGGACGCGCCCCACCCGGACCGCUGCCCGCCAACCAGCUGUCCUCGCUGGGCAACCAGCAGCACGGCAACCAGCAGCAGCACCAGCAGCAGCAGCAUCAUGGAAACCAGCAGCAGCAGCACCAUGGCAACCAGCACCAGAAUCGCGGACAGAGCGGCAGCAUCUCGAAUGCCGGCAAGGAUCCGGUGCUGCUGCAGGGCGACUUCCGCAAGGUCAGCGGCAUCAGCUCGGAGAUCUUUCGCCAGAUAGAGGCCGUCGAGAAUGACCAUGACCCGAAUACGGCGGCGGCCCUGGACGCGGUGGAGCGUCGCGGCGAGAUGAUUGUCCGCAUCCUGGAGCCGCGCUGCAUGGGCAGCAAGCAGGCGGUGGAUGCCGCCCACAAGCUGAUGAACAAGGCCGACGGCAGGCACACAGUCCAGCUGGUGGAGAUCGUCAAGCGGCCCGGACAGACGCUGGGCCUGUAUAUACGCGAGGGCAACGGUGCCGACCGCACUGAUGGCGUCUUCAUUUCCCGCAUUGCCCUGGAGUCGGCGGUCUACAACAGCGGUUGUCUGAGGGUGGGCGAUGAAAUCCUGGCCGUCAAUCUGGUGGACGUGACCCACAUGUCGCUGGACGAUGUUGUCAUCAUCAUGUCAAUUCCACGCCGCCUGGUGCUGGCCAUCCGCCAGCGACGUGGCAAUCGCGGCACAAACUCUCCCGGACCGCCGACGUUGUCGCGACCGGAGCAGAAGCCGCCGCCGGUGGUGGUGAUCAAACGGGAUCUCAGGGACGAGGAUCUGGACGAGACGGAUCGCAUGCAGAGGCCGCGCUCAUCACGUGAAAGACGUACAGGUGAUGGCCGCGAGAUGACCGAGUCGCGCUCCAGGCUGGGCCUGGGCCUCAACAACUACAGUCCGCAGUCGGAGCAGCUGGACAUGUACUACAACUCCCGUGGUGGCGGCGGAGGCCAUGCCGGGGGCGGUGGCAUGCCCGUCAAUGCCAUGGGCGAGCCACCCAACUGGGGCUACAAGCCGCCGCCACCGCCCUCGUCGGUGAUCACGGAGCAGCCCACAAAGGGCCACGCCUUUGCGCCCUCGCAUGCGUACUACCAGAACGCGGGAACGCUGGAGAGCCUGGCGGAAAAGGUGCAUGCCUUCUAUCCGGGUGCGCCCGGACAGCCAGUGGGUCAGUCGCGUCGCAUGUCCACAGGAACCGGAAACGUGGGACUUGCCCAGCAGCACGCGCGCUUCCCGCGCUCCGGAUCGGAUCAGCAUUUGCCGCGAGUGGAGUACGCCGACUACUCCAACUCCCUGGGUCGCCACUCGCUGCUACGCUCCAGCCUGAAGCCCGGCACCGGGGCUCCCAUGCCCGUGGGCGUGGGUGGAACGCUGGGCCGCUACGGGCGCUAUGAUCAGCAGCGUGCCAGUACGGUCUCCAAGUACGGACCGCCGGCUGCCGGAGCCCAGUCGCUGACGCGUCGCUCCCGACCCAAUCUGGACUACUCCAGUGACACGGAGGCCACGAUCGGACCGCGUCCCAGCUACUACUACUACAACAGGCCCGCCAUUGGCAGCAUGCCGCGUGGUGGCGGUGGGCACGUGAGCGGAGGAGCAGCUGCCACGGCUGCCCUGCUGGCAAGUGCCGCAGAUCUCAACAAGUUCAACUCGCUGCCCAGGGAACGACCCGGCGUUAGGCUGCAGGGCAUCCGCACCAGAAUCAGCGAUCGGCUGGUGGACGAGAACGAUGGCAACACCUCGGCGCCGGAGUUCGAUGUGCGACGAGGCAGAGAUCUCCGGCAGCGCAUCACCGCCAGUCCCUCGAUCUUCACGGCGGACGAGUACCGCGCCUGGCUCCGCCGGGCGCCCAGCAGCUCUGCCAUUGCGGAACAGAUGCGAAUGACGCGCGACUUGUUUGCCCAGCCGCGAUCGCAGCGGUUCUCCUGCAGCGCCGAGAAUAUCCACGAUGCAUUGAGGAAUACGGAGAGCAUCUACUCCAGUAGAACGGGCAUACUCGGAGCUGGCACCCUCGAUCGCAAUAUGGGCCUCACGCGGCCCAUUUCCGCACUGCCUGUGCGUUCCAUGUCCUCGCAGCACAUCGGUGGGGCAGGCUCCAUACGCUCGCCCAGCAUACGACGCAUGCGACAGCUGCUAGAACUGUCCGCUGGCCCGGCCAGUCCUAGUGGCAGCAUCAUGAGCACCGGCGGCCACCAGAGUCCAGCACCGACGCCCAGCGCCACGUUGCCCCGUCAGCACCGCCAGAUCGACAUCAAUCCGGCCGAGUUUGCCAAGUACAAGCUGGACAAGCCCAUAGUCGACAUUGGUGGGGUGUCGGGCAUGUUGUGGAUCCAUCUGUUGGCGGGUCGAGGCCUGCGAACCGCUCCUGAGGGAGCCGGGGCCCAACCUGGGGCGCCACCUGGCCAGACCAGGGAUCUGUACUGCGUGAUCGAGUGCGAUCGCGUGCAUAAGGCACGUACAGUGGUUCGAUCCGGGGAUCUGCAGUUCGACUGGGACGAGUCCUUCGAGCUGGACUUGGUCGGGAACAAACAGCUGGAUGUCCUGGUCUACUCGUGGGAUCCCCAGCACCGGCACAAGCUCUGCUAUCGGGGAGCCAUUUCGCUGUCGGCCAUCCUACGGCAGUCGCCGCUGCACCAGCUGGCCCUCAAGGUGGAGCCACGGGGCACCAUCUACAUCCGCAUGCGGCACACUGAUCCCCUGGCCCUGUACAAGAGGCGUGGUCUGCCCAGCCUGAGGGCCGGCUAUCCGACGUUGUUCGGCGCUGACCUGGAGACGGUCGUCAACCGGGAGUCUAAGGGGGCCCCGGGCUGUGCCCCAGUGCCAAUUGUGCUGCGGCGCUGCGUGGAGGAGGUGGAGCGACGUGGGCUCGAUAUAAUCGGGCUGUAUCGACUGUGCGGCUCGGCCACCAAGAAGCGUCUGCUACGCGAGGCCUUCGAGCGCAACAGCCGUGCCGUGGAAUUGAGCCCGGAACAUGUUCCUGACAUCAAUGUCAUCACCGGUGUGCUCAAGGACUACCUCAGGGAGCUGCCGGAGCCGCUGUUCACGCGCUGCCUCUUCCAGAUGACAGUAGACGCCUUGGCUGUCUGCCUGCCAGAUGACCCCGAGGGCAAUGCAAAACUGAUGCUUAGCAUCCUCGAUUGCCUGCCCAGGGCGAACAGGGCCACUCUUGUAUUCCUGCUCGACCACCUGUCGCUGGUCGUUUCCAACUCUGAGCGCAACAAGAUGUCCGCCCAGGCGCUGGCCACGGUGAUGGGCCCACCGCUGAUGCUGCAUUCGGCCAGCGCACAGCCGGGCGCUGACAUCGAUCACGCCCAGCCGAUCGCAGUGCUCAAAUAUCUGCUGCAGAUCUGGCCACAGCCGCAGGCGCAGCAUCAGCAGCUGGCACAGCACAUGGGCGGCGCAACGGGCUCGAUGAUGAGCGGCCUGGCCACGGCCGGCAGUAUGAGCAACAUGGCCGGCGUUGCUUCAGGUCGGCGCGGCGAGUCAACAGGGCAGCGUGGAAGCAAAGUCAGUGCGUUGCCAGCGGACAGACAGCAACUUCUACUGCAGCAGCAGCAGCAGCUCAUGGCGGCGGGCAACCUCCUGCGCUCGUCCACUUCGGUAACCAACAUACUCUCCCAAGGCCAUCCUCAGCUCUCAGCCACAGCCAACAGUCAUCUGUAUCAAUCAGUAGUGGGUCAGUUAGCUCAAUCGCAUCGAGCCUUGCAACAAGCGGUGCAACAGCCCUAUCAAUUGGCGGGAUCAGUGGGCUCAGCAAUUCCCGACCAAUCGCCACUGCCACUUCCAGGCACACCCUCCCCAGGCAGUAGCUCGGCGUCGACGGGUUCGGGCUCCGGAUCGGGCUCGGGUAAAAGCACGGAUACCAUCAAGCGCGGUGCUUCACCUGUCUCCGUUAAGCAAGUCAAGAUCAUCGAUACGGCCAGCCCCUAUUCCAUAGUACAGAAGAAGCCGCCGCUGCAGAAGGAUGCACCCAUAGAUGCCAUCACACCCACCACCCAGUCGGAUGCAAUAUCAGCCCUAGGCGGCAGCAGCAGCACGACAACACGCAAAGGCAACGUUGACUUCUAUGAACCGCACAAAGCGCUGUCCAAGAGCCUGGCCGGUGAUGACUCUAGCUACAGCUCCAAGUACGCCAGUCUGGACACAAAGAAGAGCAGCUACAGCGGCAACAGCAACAGCUACACCCCCAGCAAGACCAGCCUCAACGCCAGCAGCGAUGAGUACAAGGCGAUGCGCAACAAGUCGAGCGCCACCUCAAGCUCGAGCUCAUCGCAGGCUACGGUAUUGAGUGCCGGCUCGACGGCCACUUCGGCACCCACCACCUCCUCGGAUGACUCGGACGAUCUGCUGUCGUACAAGUCGUCGGCCUCCACUAACGCCUUGCUGGCCCAGUCGCAGGCCAUGACCACCAGCCAGCUGAUGUCGAAGUAUUUAAAGCGUGAGCCGCGUGUCCAGUUCACGCCGAUCAAGUCGCCGGAGUCGCCAUCGCCGCCCGGCGGUGGGGAUGGUCUGCCCAAGGGCACUUACCAACUGGUCACGCCCACCGGCUCCAGCUCUUCUCUCAAGCCCAGCGCCACAACGGGAGCGAUUAGCAAGCACACCACAUCUUCGCCAAGCUCAGCGGACACGAACACUAACCACACCAACAGCCAACAGAAGUUGUCAUCGCCCUCGCGCCUGAACAAGGACAGUAAGUCCGGAGCAGCGGUAAGUGGCUCCUCCUCGAUUGUGUCGACCGGACGGCGGCUGUUUGACAGCCUGGCCUCGUCGUCAUCGUCGGAGACGGAGACCAAGACCUAUAUUGGUGGAACCACUGCCAAUGCCAGUGCAUCCAGCAGCACGACAACCUACACCAACGACUCGCGGAACACGGCAAGCAGUAGCAAUAAGUCGGUAGCGGGAUCGGGCUCAGAGCACAGGAGCUAUGGCAGCGCUCUCUUUGGGAGCAGCGGCCUGGGCAAUGGCAAUGGGACCACCAGCGGCAACCACAACCAUUUGGGCAGCACCAACAGUCCCUUCACCAGCACCAAUGGCAACGGCAGCCACAAUGCCAUGAACCUGUACGGCACUUUGCCAAAGAGUGGGGCAGGUGGGGGCGCCGCCAGCUCGGGGGCUGCCCUGUUUGGAAGCAGCGCCAGUUCCUCCUACCACUCGAGCAGCGGUGCGGGUACAACAACCAGCAGCGGGGUCAGCUCCAUGACGGGCUCCACCAAUAGCUAUGACUUCUACUCGAGCAGCACCUCGAGCGGCAGCAGCAGUUCACGUCCCUUUACCAAUGGGGGCAACAAUUACCACACUCUGGGCACAUAUCGGGCGCAGUAUGCGGCCACCAAUCCCUUCCUCGAUGCCUUCGACGAGAAGCCCAGUAGCAAUGGGGGCAACGGCGGUAGUAACAAUGGCCACGGGGAGGCGGACAAGCUCGGGGCGGACAAGGGCCAUCACAGGGCGACCGUGAUUGCGGCAUUCCAGUCGUCGGGCGACUCCAAGAACGGUAGCGAUGAGUACGACGAUCUCAAGUGAGGGGAUAACGAUAACCAUAAUGAUAACGAACAAGUACGAUACGAUUACGAAAACGAUUGCCAUACAGACAGAGACAAUGCUGAAAGUGUUCUUUUGGAGUAUUUACAGUUUACAAAUUUACAUAGAACGAAUAAUACGAAUAUAAACCGAUAAACAAUAAUCGAAUAACUAGAACAAAAACUAUGCUAAAACCCACUGAACACGCGGAUAUCUCCUCUUAUUAAACGGAAGGCCAACAUGGCUGCCGAGCUUUCUGUAUGUGUGUGUGGUGUGGUGUGGUGUGGUGUGUAUGUGUGUAUGUAUGUAUAACGAGCGGAAACACCAACAGUGGGGUGGGGCAGCCAUUUAGCUAAUACAAAUCCGAAUUCAAUAACAUUUACGAACAGUAUUUUUGAACGAACUAAAAGCAAAACCCAAGAAGAGAAUAAUAGGUAAACAUCGUAUACAACAAAUUACAUAUUAUAAAUGUAACAUAACAACUAAAGAAAAACAACGUGAACGAGAACAAACUUAAACAGAAAGGUUGAUCGCGCAUUUAAUUUUUACAAGCAACAUAAAAAAAUCAACAAUUUCUACAUACAUAUAUACAGACAUGCUCAUGUACAUGCCUAUACACGAUAUAUAGACAUG
Messenger RNA from Drosophila persimilis, 7423 nucleotides. RefSeq names its product rho GTPase-activating protein 100F (gene RhoGAP100F). The transcript has 11 exons. The record is from RefSeq and is a predicted model, not a curated record. NCBI's taxonomy places the organism in Eukaryota, Metazoa, Arthropoda, Insecta, Diptera, Drosophilidae. Gene Ontology annotation, biological process: signal transduction. The coding region runs from base 1157 to 6793 and encodes 1878 amino acids. Gene Ontology annotation, molecular function: protein binding.